AUGUGUGACAAUCAGUAUGUGGAAGUUUUGAGUUUCAGAAUUGCGAAAACUCAGUUUUUAUAUAAGAGAUCAGUCUGGGAGACCUUCUUAUUUGCAGUUCUUUUAUCCACCUUUACAACUUUGCCCUGCUUAUGUUUGCUGGGUCCAAACUUUCAAAUGUGGCUGAGAGUGUUCAGUAAAAAUGGGGCUAUGUCUAUCUGGGAUAACAAUCUCCAGAUUACCACAAUAUGCAGUGUGGUGGGAGCCUGGCUUGGAGCAUUUCCUAUUCCACUGGAUUGGGACCGUCCAUGGCAGGUGUGGCCCAUUUCCUGUUCACUUGGAGCCACCUUUGGCUACGUGGCUGGUCUCCUUAUUGCAUCUUUGUGGAUAUAUUGGAAUAGGAAGCAGCUUACAUACAAAAGCAGAUAACUGGCGCAAGGAGGAAAGGCAUUUUGAUUGUGAAGAUUGCACAGGGCUAUGGUCAAAGCAAAAGGCUUUCCAAAUCUUUUCAGGGCAUUGUUGGGCUUUACUCUUCUUCUUCUUUUUUUUUUUACAGCAUGGUCAACAUGCACUGGCAAUGCGAUCAUACAUUUGUUGUAUGUCCUAAACUACAUUUCCCCUGAGAGAUUGUACAUUCCUUCCCAUAUGAAUAAAAUCUUCACAGUA
Messenger RNA from Thamnophis sirtalis, 645 nucleotides. Lineage: Eukaryota; Metazoa; Chordata; Lepidosauria; Squamata; Natricidae. The record is from RefSeq and is a predicted model, not a curated record.